Molecule: messenger RNA, 2026 nt
Organism: Polyodon spathula (Mississippi paddlefish)
Lineage: Eukaryota; Metazoa; Chordata; Actinopteri; Acipenseriformes; Polyodontidae
Gene: rarga
Product: retinoic acid receptor gamma a
Exons: 9
Coding region: 464-1975 (503 amino acids)
Biological process (GO): regulation of transcription by RNA polymerase II; cellular response to corticotropin-releasing hormone stimulus; retinoic acid receptor signaling pathway
Cellular component (GO): nucleus; transcription regulator complex
Molecular function (GO): nuclear glucocorticoid receptor binding; zinc ion binding; nuclear receptor activity
Source: RefSeq, a predicted model, not a curated record
GUGCUGUAUAUUUUGAGUGCUGUGUCACGUGACAAGCUGGUUCAUGAAUAGAACAGUAUAAUGAUUUCUUAGUAAGAGAGAGAGACAGAGAGAGAGCGACAGAGAGAGAGGGCGAGCGAGAGGCUGCCACACUCACACAUAUUCACACUGGGUUGUUUUUUGGGAAUCGUCCUGCCUGCGUCUCACCCCCUUUCCAGCGCGGGACGGGGGUGUAGUGGAGCCCCCUGCUACUACGAGGGAAGGAUAUCAACAGACUCCACACAGCCUCAUCACAGCCUCAUAUCGUGGAAAAUUACAGACAACGGAGAGACAGACAGACAGACAGCAAAAUCAACAACGAACUGCAACUAAAAAAACAAACAAUACGAAACAAAACCACACACACCCACGCACGCACACAAACUUAAAAACACACACACCUUGGUGCCUUCUUACCUCAGGUCCGUCUGUCCAUCCGCUUGCCAUGGCUACUAACCGGGAGCGCCUGUGUGCGUCGGCUGGCCAGGUGGGUCACAUGACCAGCUUCCCCCCUGCGGUCUACCCAUUCGCCUUCAACUCAAUCCGGAGCCACUCCCCCUUCGACCUGCUGGCCAAUGGGAGCUUCUUUGGCAGAUUUGGGGCGGACCUCCAGAAAGAAAUGGCGGCAUUGUCUGUGGAGACCCAGAGCAGCAGCUCAGAGGAGAUGAUCCCCAGCUCCCCCUCCCCUCCACCCCCUCCGAGGAUCUACAAGCCCUGCUUCGUGUGCCAAGACAAGUCCUCGGGGUACCACUACGGAGUGAGCUCCUGUGAGGGGUGCAAGGGUUUUUUCCGACGCAGUAUUCAGAAGAACAUGGUGUACACGUGUCACCGGGAUAAGAGCUGCCAGAUCAACAAGGUGACCCGUAAUCGCUGCCAGUACUGCCGGCUGCAGAAGUGCUUCGAGGUGGGCAUGUCCAAGGAGGCCGUGAGGAACGAUCGCAACAAGAAGAAGAAGGAGGUGAAGGAGGAGCCUGCCCUGCCUGAGAGCUAUGAGAUGACCUCCGAGCUGGAGGAGCUGGUGCACAAAGUCAGCAAAGCCCAUCAGGAGACCUUCCCCUCGCUGGGGCAGCUGGGCAAGUACACCACUAACUCCAGCUCUGAUCAUCGGGUGCAGCUGGAUCUCGGUUUGUGGGACAAGUUUAGCGAGCUCUCCACCAAGUGCAUCAUCAAGAUCGUGGAGUUCGCAAAGAAACUGCCUGGCUUCACCAACCUGACCAUCGCCGACCAGAUCACUCUGCUGAAAGCAGCCUGCCUGGACAUCCUGAUGCUGCGGAUCUGCACACGCUACACCCCCGAUCAGGACACCAUGACGUUUUCGGACGGGCUGACUCUGAACCGCACGCAGAUGCACAAUGCCGGCUUCGGCCCGCUCACCGACCUCGUCUUCGCCUUCGCGGGACAGUUGCUGCCGCUCGAGAUGGACGACACGGAGACCGGGCUGCUCAGCGCAAUCUGCCUGGUCUGUGGAGACCGCAUGGAUCUGGAGGAGCCCCACAAGGUGGACACUCUGCAGGAGCCGCUGCUUGAGGCACUGAAGCUGUACGCUCGCCGCCGUCGCCCCGACAAACCACACAUGUUCCCCCGCAUGCUGAUGAAGAUCACCGACCUGAGAGGCAUGAGCACCAAGGGCGCGGAGCGAGCCCUCACUCUGAAGAUGGAGAUCCCUGGCCCCAUGCCGCCCCUCAUCAGAGAGAUGCUGGAGAACCCCGAGGCUUUCGAGGAGAAGGAGAGGGAGAAGGAGAAGGAGAGGAAGGAGCGCAGAGAGAAGAGAGAGAGGGAGGAGAAGGAGAAAACCAGCAGGGAGGGGGAGGCCCAGGCAGGGGGCGGGGGAGAGGGGACGGAGAGAGGGGAGAAAGAGAAAGAGGAGGAGGAGAGAGGGGACAACGCAGACAGAGAGACCCGGAAACCAGUGAGGGAGAACACAAAGGAGAAAACCAGAGCCACACAUGCAGAGUAACGGGAAAGUACAGACUGAACUUCAGAACAGCGCGGCGUGGAGAAACACAGG